CGGUCCGCACUCGCUCUCGUGACUUCCAUUCCAAAAUUCCGCUCCUUCCUCCCGUGCCUCCACCUCGACGAUGCCAAAACCCUAGAGGGAACCCCACCUCUCCCCCCCCGUCCUGUUCCUCGGGGCGCGGCGUCAGCCAUGGCGGAGCCGGCGCUCCUCGACCACUCCCCGUUCGACCUCCGCCACUACCCGGCGCACCUCUUCGACCCGGACCUGCCCCUCGCCGGUGGCGACCUCCCGCUCGGCGAAUUCGCCGGCGACGACGGCCUCGACUUCGACCUGCCGGUCGAUUUCUCCGUCGACGACUUCCUCCUCCGGUCCCCCGACCGCGGCGGCGAAGGCGACGACUCCGGCGAGGGCUCCGCCGCCGGAUCCGGCCCCGCCACGUCCUCCUCCGCCUCCCCGGCCACCUCCGCCGCCAACUCCGCCGUGGCUAACGCCGGGGACCGCGAGGUGAAGCACGAGGACUCGGACGAGGGAAGGAGCGGCGCCGCCGCGAACUGGAGCCUGAAGCGGAAACAGGCGAGCCCAGGAGCGAGCUCGGACGGGGCCAAGUGCCGCCGAUCCGGCGACGGAGAGCUUUCCCCUUCCGCGUCGGCGUCGGCGUCGGCUUCGGCGUCGCGGGCCGCCGCGGAGGACUCCGACGAGAGGGGCGCGGGCGGCGAGGAAGAGGACAAGCGCCGGACUGCGCGUCUGAUGCGGAACCGCGAGAGCGCGCAGCUGUCGCGGCAGAGAAAGAAGCGGUACGUCGAGGAGCUGGAGGAGAAGGUGAAGUCGAUGCACUCGGUGAUAAACGACCUCAAUUCUAAGAUCUCCUUCAUUGUGGCCGAGAACGCCACGCUUCGGCAGCAGCUCGGUGGCGGUGGUGUGAGUGGCCCGCCACCUGGGGUGUAUCCACCGCCGCCGCUGCCGGGCAUUCAUUUCCCGUGGGUUCCUGGGUAUGCAAUGCGGCCUCAUGGCUCCCAUGUCCCACUCGUGCCUAUCCCGCGUUUGAAGCCACAUCAGACAGCGGCUGCAGCGAAGGUAUCCAAAAAACCAGAGGUCAAGAAGUCGGUGGAGAACAAGAGUAAGGCCAAGACCAAGAAGGUGGCGAGUGUUAGUCUUCUUGGUUUGCUGUUUGUUGCGCUUGUCUUUGGUGCUUUUGUUCCGGGGUUCAACCAUAGUUUCGGAAUGAGUGGCAGGAGCAACGAUGUGAUAUUUGGAAGUUUUGGCCACUCUGAUGCUAGGGUGUUUAGUGUCACUAACCAUGGGAAAGGACCUAAAGGUGGUUUAAACAGUAGCGACAUGAUCGAUACUGAUCCUGGAAUGGCAGAGAGUGCCGAUGGAGCAGGGCAGAAGCAUCAUCCUGCACAUAACUCAAGUGAAAUCUUGCCUGCUUUGUUAUAUGUGCCGAGGAAUGGAAAACAUGUUAAGAUCAAUGGUAAUUUGAUUAUCCAUUCUGUUCUUGCAAGUGAGAAAGCAGUGGCACAUAGGGCCUCAAAUGGUCAGUCAGUUAAAGAUCACAAGGAGACUAGUGUUGCUGUAGCUCGCUAUCUGUCACCACCUAGAAAGGAUACGGAUUCAAAGGAAACAUUCCCGCCAGAUGCACCACUGCCACAGUGGUUCCGUGAAGGAAUGGAAGGACCAAUUUUGAACUCAGGAAUGUGCAGUGAGGUAUUCCAGUUUGACAUUUCCGCAGCUUCUGCCGAAUCUGGUGGCAUUAUACCUGCUUCUCCAACUGUCAACUCCUCGAGCGUCAAUGCUACCCAGAAAAUUCCAAAACCUGCUCCUGCUUAUGGUGGCAAGCUGAAAAACAGGAGGAUCAUGUACAACGAGGCGAUUCCACUCACUGGAAAAACGGUGAACAACACAGAGCCUCAGGCUUUUAACAGCACUUCUGAAAGCAGCAAGGUACCUGAUAGCAAGCCAGCAUCAUCAGUUGUUGUCUCUGUGCUAGCUGAUCCCAGGGAGGCUGGCAAUGGGGAUGGUGAUCCAAGAGUGUCGCCGAAACCCCUCUCCAGGAUAUUUGUUGUCGUUCUCCUUGACGGUGUCAGAUAUGUGACUUACUCCUGCACACUUCCUUUCAAGAGUGUCAGCCCUCACCUUGUGAACUAAACCAUGGGGGUCAGUGCAGUGUUGUGGUGACUGAGCAGCUAGAUAGUUCAAAAUCAUGUGGUGCUGCUUGCUAACAGCGGAAAUAGACUUUCAGACUUCGUGUGCACUUGGCCUGAGGUAACUGGAGUUUGUCGAAGGUUUGUAGUGGAGACUGGUGAAAUGUUGUUCUUCAAGUUCGACUUUAACCGAUGCGGUUUGUCCUGCUAUGUAGUCGAGUUCUUGGUACUCCUCUGUCUUGAGUGUAAACCUACGGAGCUGGAAAAUGUAACAGUUGACGAGGGAAUACAGGAACUCGAACCGAGCUAUGUAACCCAAACAGGUUUUUACUGAUAAGUUAAUAUAUAGAAUAUGCUUCCUAUUUCCAA
Molecule: messenger RNA, 2459 nt
Organism: Panicum hallii
Lineage: Eukaryota; Viridiplantae; Streptophyta; Magnoliopsida; Poales; Poaceae
Product: bZIP transcription factor 39-like
Exons: 2
Coding region: 139-2094 (651 amino acids)
Cellular component (GO): nucleus; endoplasmic reticulum membrane
Molecular function (GO): DNA-binding transcription factor activity
Source: RefSeq, a predicted model, not a curated record